Messenger RNA from Nannizzia gypsea CBS 118893, 1716 nucleotides. RefSeq lists its product as hypothetical. The transcript has 6 exons. Gene Ontology annotation, molecular function: metallopeptidase activity. Lineage: Eukaryota; Fungi; Ascomycota; Eurotiomycetes; Onygenales; Arthrodermataceae. Bases 1 to 1716 code for a protein of 571 amino acids. The record is from RefSeq and is a predicted model, not a curated record.
AUGAGGCCGUUGGCUGCCCUAUUACCUUUACUUGCUGCUUUGCUGCUCGAGCAAACGGCCGGCUCCCCGGUAUUGGGGCCUCGUCAGGAAGCCAGUAUCAAUUCCGUGAACUUGGUGUUCAAUGCCGAAUGCCCGGGCGAGAGGCAAAGAGAUAUCAUUUCAGCAUGGCAGGACGCUGUCAAACUCGCACAGAAUGUGGGAAAGAUUGACUUUGAUGAUUGGGCUGCUUGGGAAUUCUUUGGGCCCCCGCAAUUGUUGAAUAAAGACGACGAACGGAACAAAAAGGACUACAGACAGAAUAUUCAAGCGAUCUUUGAUAAUGUGAAAUCUUCUGGACAGGGAUGGUCACUCACUCCAGAAGAUUGGAAGGUUCGGAUCAAUGUCAACUGCGGACCCAAAAAUCAAGAUAUAGACGCAGAAUGCCGUGGAAAUUCAAAUACAAGGGCUCACACCGGCAACAGCAAGAGUCUCGAUGGUUCCGGUGACCAGCACUACGAGGAUCCAUCUGCAACAAUGAAUCUGGUCAUCUGCAACAGCUUUUUUGCAUACGACGGUCUGGACAAGGCGAUAGAGAAGAAUAAAGGUCUCGACGACAUACUCCAAAAAUUCGAUCUAAGAUACUAUCGCAACCGAGCCGAUAUUAUAUUGCACGAGAUGAUGCACAGCAAUAGAUUGACCUAUUUGCCGAAUGAUAAGCGCCACAUUACCGACCAUAAGAUGUUGAUAACCGUAUGUGAGAGAGAGAAGGACAAUAAGGAACUCUGCGACAAAAAGCAAAAGCUAGUGGACGCAUAUGGCCCUGAGAACGUCAAGAUCCUCGCGCGGACAGUCGCCGAUAGUACAGCAUCCUAUGUUACAACAAAUGCCAAUAACUUUGCACUAUAUGCUCUCUCGAAAUAUGUACAAAAAGAAAUUGGCGGUGGAUGUGGACUCUCAGUUACUACGAAUGGCACCGAAUGUGGAGUGCUAGAGGAAGAUUUUGAGAAGAUUUCUCAUGGCGAGGGUGAUUUCGGCACUACCGAAGAAGGCGAUGUUCCCACCGUGAAUGAUUUAGAAUGGACAUCUGAUGAGCAAUACCCAAGUGGCUAUAUCAAGCAACUCAAAGAACGGAUGGCCAUGGAUCAGGAUGCUCCAGCGCCUAUCCCAUCGGGACCGCCCCUGAAGUGCAACGGUCUUGGUUCGAACAAAUACGUGUCACAGUCUACACUUGCAAACAAUAUCACGAUGUUUUGCAGCGAUGCCGUGAAUCAAGGUGUUCAGGACAAUGGCACUGUAUCCAUUUCCCGGAACUAUAACCAUGGCGCUAAUGACGAGGUUGACAUCUCAAUUGGCUGGCCUUCUGGCAUGGAAACCCCGUUCAAUGAAAAAGAGUGUAACAAUCAAAUGAACAGCAUCUUAGACAACUGUGGCGGCAAUGGCCCUAGCAAUCCUAGGGGCUACAACGGCGGUGGGACUGUCACAGUUGGCGAAAAUGUCGUCUACCAUAUUACCCCCGUCAGUGCCCGGAACCCCCUUCCCAAUGAACCGUUUGGAGGUUGCGACUUUAGGGAUAAAUUUGCCUUCAAAUCAUUCUGGGUUUGGGGCGCUGGCUGGGAAUCCUGGGAUUAUGGGAGUAGAAAUGGUGGCUUGUACGAGGAACUGAAAAAAUGUAAUCAGGGCCGUCAAGUGGAAGACUGGAAGUUUUCAUAUGGCCUUGGGUCCGAUCAAAGGGAGUGA